AUGGCAAACAGCAUACAAUCACCUUCGACAAACCCAGAUGAAAGGAUGCGUCAAGCCGUGCAACGAUUCAGCACCACAAUGGAAUCUUCGGACCGGCAGCUCCUACAAGACCGCAUCAACAAGAUCCAAGCAAUGAGCCUCUCCACCAAGGAGGAGAAAAUCAGGAAAAUGCGCUCAUACUGGCCGGAUUUAUGCGCUGACGCAUUUUAA
Messenger RNA from Penicillium subrubescens, 210 nucleotides. RefSeq lists its product as uncharacterized. The record is from RefSeq and is a predicted model, not a curated record. The transcript has a single exon. The coding region runs from base 1 to 210 and encodes 69 amino acids. Lineage: Eukaryota; Fungi; Ascomycota; Eurotiomycetes; Eurotiales; Aspergillaceae.